CAACCACAAGCACAACAGGGCUUUCUUCUCGCUAACUUACAUUACAUAUCUUCCAGUCCUGAACAUUAUUGCCACCAUUUUCUCUAUUCAAUGCCUUCUUAUAACCAAGCCUUAUGUUAACGCAUACUAUUUUAUUCUAGAGUCGUUGAUUUUCUCUUCUUUUCACGAUACAACUCCUCCGCAUCAUCCUGCUGUAAUGGCUGAUUUGGGGUUUAAUGAGCACCAUCAGAAUGAGGUGAUAAACUACAUGCGCUUUGCCCGCUCUAAACGGGCGCUGAGACUGAAGACCAUCGACUCCUGUUUCCAAGACUUGAAGGACAGCAGGCUCAUUGAGGAGACAUACACGGUGGAUGAGGUGUCUGACAUGCUGGAUGGACUGCAGGUUCUGGUGCGUGGAGAGGUGGAGAUGGAACUCAUAAACACUGCUCACACUAACGUGCUGCUGCUGCGACAGCUCUUUUCCCAGGCAGAGAAAUUCUACCUGAGACUGCAGACAGACAUCUCUGAGCUGGAGAACAGAGAGUUACUAGAACAAGUUGCUGAGUUUGAGAAGACUGAUUUCAAACCUAACAGCAAGGUAAAUCAGGAAUCCAAUAAGCCAAAAUUAGCACCACUGAAUGAAGGAGGUGUGUCUGAACUGCUCCAGAAGGAGAUUUCUAGACUUCAGGAGGAGAAAGAUAAAUUGAAAUCUAGACUACGAACUUUGGAAUCCCAGGCCAUGAGUGCUCUAGAUGACAAGUCCAAAGCAGAAAGGGCCUUGAAAGACCUUCAGAAGAACCAAGGAGAUCAGCAGUCUGCAACGCGCGCUCAGGAGAUUGCUAAUCUGGAAGAUACAGUAGCAGCGAUGCAGGCUGACUUCGAGAAGACUCUGAAUGCCAACGUUGCUUCUCAGAAAGACCUGCAAGAUAACCUGGUAUCUGCUAAACAUGACCUGCUCCGUGUCCAAGAGCAACUUUCCCUGGCUGAGAAGGAAAUGGAGAAGAAAUUUCAGCAGACCGCUGCUUAUCGUAACAUGAAGGAGAUUCUCACUAAAAAGAAUGAUCAGAUUAAAGAACUGAGAAAGAGAUUACAGAGGUAUGAAUCGGAUGAGUGAUUGUUUAACCUACAGGACACACAUUCAGAGGUCCACAAAGAGACUUUUAGUGGAUACUGAAGGAAGUAAAGUCAUUUUUGGCCUAGAAAGCUAUACAUUAAAAAAAACCCAGCAAGGGACCAAAUUAUGAGUAACAAGAAGGAGAAGAAGGGAUUUUGUCAUUUCUCAUCAGUGAGACCAACAUCUGACAUACAGUAUCACCAACACCUUGCUGUAUAAUUUAGUAGUUUACUGUGCUUUAGAGAUAUAAUUCAGACAUGACACUACAAUUGCUUAUUUCUCAUUCACUUCAGUGUCUGCAGCUGGUUGCCAGAGAGGCACUUUAUACAAGUUCCUUCUUGUUUUUGCACAGGAAUAUUGUGUUUUCUUUGCUGAAAAAGAAAUGUAAUGCCCAAUGCUUGGUUCCUAUUACUCAGAGAAGAAUUUAUCCUUGACACUUUUGAUUGUUUCUGGGUAUGACACACCUUUUCUCUUUGUUUCAGAUAAUAACACAUCUGUGCAUCUUUUUCAUUUUUUUCUGUUUUUUAUGCAUAAGUUAUUCUACUAGAAAGUUUAGCUGCAACAGCUAGAAUAACCUAAAGAGUUUGAAAAAAUUGUAGAUGACAACAUUCCAAAGGAAAUAUCUGUGAAGCUGCAUAUUAUGCAUUAUAAAGGUAUUCUUAAAUAGUUCACCCAAAAAUUAAAAUUCUCUCAUCAUUUACUCACCCUCAUGCCAUCUUUCUUUCUUUUGAAUUGUGGGGCGGGGAGUUGUUGGACGGGGACAACUGGGCAACUGUCCAUGUGUGUGUGUUACAUGGCAUGAAGAAUAGUUUUAUAAUACAUAAUAUACACAGAAAACCUGAAAAACACAUACAGUAGAAAGUGUUACUGAAAUAUCUGUGGCAGAAUUUUGAAGAGUUUUGUAUGUCAAUGUCAAUGGUUUUGUAAAUGUUUUAUUUGUUUGACUAUAGUUGGAUACUGAUUGACUGUACUGUGCUAUUAGUUAUGUUGACCCUCUGAAUAAUCCUUAAUUUUUGUUUGAGGAAUACUUUUAUUCCCAUUCUGGCUCACAACACUGGGGUACCAGUCCACAACCUUUCAUUAUUAUUAUUAUUAUUAUUAUUAUUAUUUUGCUGUUCUUUUCAUUUGGCUUUGAAUGUUUUGAAAUACCUUGUAAAAUCGGAGUUCAGUGUCACAGGCUAUACUGAAUUCUCUUUGAAAAGCUGAAAAGUAUCUACAUUUCAACACUAAAAGACCAAUUACACUCAGCUGCAGUCUUCACAACAGUGGAGACACCAGUGCUUAAAAUGUUUCCUGAAUUGCACAUUCAUUGUAUAUUUUUAUGCUAUUCACAGUAUAUUUUUGUAAGACCUGCAUCCUUUCCCCAAUCAGAAAUGAUUGCUUGAACAACUCUAGGAGUGAUAUGACUCUACCUCUGGUAGGGGUCUUUUAUUGUGUGUAACCUUUAUAGUGCUGUAAUAUUAGUGUGAAAGUGCAAUUGUUCACAAAUGAGCUCAUAAAGUCAGCUUUUGCAGCACUCAUGGUCUGAUUUAGGUUUUAUUUCUUUGCCAAUUGCUGCUAAAACGACUAUCCUAGGUCCUUUUGUAACUAUUAAAUCUAAUCACAGUUAUUUGAU
This is a messenger RNA of Myxocyprinus asiaticus (Chinese sucker), 2708 nucleotides long. RefSeq names its product leucine zipper transcription factor-like protein 1. Gene Ontology annotation, cellular component: cytoplasm. The coding region runs from base 197 to 1093 and encodes 298 amino acids. NCBI's taxonomy places the organism in Eukaryota, Metazoa, Chordata, Actinopteri, Cypriniformes, Catostomidae. Gene Ontology annotation, biological process: negative regulation of protein localization to cilium. The record is from RefSeq and is a predicted model, not a curated record. The transcript is spliced from 10 exons.